CCGCCGCCGAAGAGGCGACAUGCCGCCGGUGCAGAAGACCGUGGCGGAGCUGCGCUCCAGGGCCGAGGGGUAUGAGAAGACAGAUGAUGUUUCAGAGAAGACCUCAUUAGCUGAUCAGGAGGAACUGAGAACUAUAUUUAUCAAUCAACCACAGUUCUCUAAAUUUUGUAACAACCAUGUCAGCACUGCAAAAUACAACUUAAUCACAUUCCUGCCAAGAUUCCUCUAUUCCCAGUUCAGAAGAGCUGCUAACGCAUUUUUUCUUUUCAUUGCAUUGCUUCAGCAAAUUCCAGAUGUUUCUCCAACGGGACGUUAUACAACCUUGGUUCCUCUCUUAUUUAUUUUAGUUGUUGCAGCUGUCAAAGAAAUAAUAGAAGACAUUAAAAGGCAUAAAGCUGAUAAUUCAGUGAACAAGAAACAAACACAAGUAAUGAGAAAUGGAGCCUGGGAAAUUGUCCAUUGGGAAAAGGUAGAUGUUGGAGAUAUAGUUUUAAUAAAAGGCAAAGAAUAUAUACCUGCUGACACUGUACUUCUCUCAUCAAGUGAACCCCAAGCUAUGUGCUACAUUGAAACAUCAAACUUAGAUGGUGAAACUAAUCUAAAAAUUCGACAGGGUUUGGCAUUAACCUCGGAUAUAAAGGACACUGACAGCUUGGCGAAACUUUCAGGCAGAAUUGAAUGUGAAGGUCCUAAUAGACAUCUCUAUGAUUUCGUUGGAAAUAUCAGACUGGAUGGGCAUAGCACUGCUCCACUUGGACCUGAUCAGAUUCUUCUGCGAGGAGCUCAGCUAAGAAAUACCCAGUGGGUUCAUGGAAUAGUUGUCUAUACAGGACAUGAUACAAAACUCAUGCAGAACUCAACGAGCCCACCUCUUAAACUGUCCAACGUGGAAAGAAUUACAAAUAUCCAAAUUCUGUUUUUAUUCUGCAUUCUUAUUGCUAUAUCUUUGAUUUGUUCAAUUGGUUCAGCUGUAUGGAAUCAGAAACAUGAAUACAGAGACUGGUACAUCAGUUUAACUUAUGGAGGCGCUAACAACUUUGGACUGAAUUUCCUAACCUUUAUCAUUCUUUUCAAUAAUCUCAUUCCUAUCAGCCUGCUUGUUACACUAGAAGUGGUAAAAUUUAUCCAAGCAUAUUUCAUAAAUUGGGAUAUUGACAUGCAUUACGAACCUACGGACACCGCUGCCAUGGCUCGUACAUCCAAUCUUAAUGAAGAACUUGGUCAGGUGAAAUACAUAUUUUCAGACAAGACUGGAACCCUGACAUGCAAUAUAAUGCAGUUUAAGAAGUGCACAAUUGCAGGAAUAGCUUACGGCCAUUCUCCUGAAUCUGAGGAUUAUGGCUAUUCCUCUGAUGAUUGGCAGAGUUCACAAACUAAAGAUGAAAAACCAUUUAGCGAUUCAUCAUUGCUGGAAAAUCUCCAAAGCAAACAUCCUACUGCACCUGUAAUUUGUGAGUUCCUAACAAUGAUGGCAGUGUGUCAUACAGCUGUUCCAGAAAGAGAAGGUGAUAAGAUAGUUUAUCAAGCAGCAUCUCCAGAUGAAGGAGCGUUGGUUAGAGCAGCAAAGCAUCUUAAUUUUGUUUUCACUGGAAGGACACCAGACUCUGUAAUUAUAGAAUCUCUUGGACAGGAAGAAAAAUAUGAAUUGCUAAAUGUACUAGAAUUUACAAGUAAUAGGAAAAGAAUGUCUGUGAUUGUUCGCACACCUACUGGAAAAUUGAGGCUUUACUGCAAAGGGGCUGACACUGUAAUAUAUGAUCGUUUAGCUGAAAAUUCAAGAUACAAGGAAAUUACUUUGAAACAUUUAGAAUUAUUUGCUACUGAAGGCUUGAGAACACUUUGCUUUGCUGUCGCUGAGAUUUCAGAGAGUGACUACGAAGAAUGGCUCCAUGUCUAUCAAAGAGCUUCAACAGCUGUACAGAACAGAGUACUAAAACUUGAAGAGUGUUAUGAACUAAUUGAAAAGAAUCUGCAGUUACUUGGAGCUACAGCCAUAGAAGAUCGGUUACAAGACCAAGUGCCUGAAACAAUAGAAACUUUAAUGAAAGCAGAUAUCAAAAUUUGGAUCCUUACUGGAGAUAAGCAAGAGACUGCUAUUAACAUUGGGCAUUCUUGUAAACUCUUGAGAAAGAACAUGGGACUAAUCGUCAUAAAUGAAGGCUCUCUUGAUGCAACAAGAGAGACAUUAAGCCAUCAUUGCAGCACUCUUGGUGAUGCCUUGAGGAAGGAAAAUGAUUUUGCUCUUAUUAUUGAUGGUAAAACAUUGAAGUAUGCCUUGACGUUUGGUGUAAGGCAGUACUUUCUGGAUUUGGCUCUGUCAUGUAAAGCUGUUAUUUGUUGCAGAGUUUCACCUCUUCAGAAAUCUGAAGUUGUAGAAAUGGUUAAGAAACAGGUGAAAGUAGUAACUCUGGCAAUUGGUGAUGGAGCAAAUGAUGUUAGUAUGAUACAGACUGCACACGUUGGUGUCGGCAUUAGUGGAAAUGAAGGGCUACAAGCGGCUAACUCGUCAGACUACUCAAUAGCACAGUUCAAGUACUUGAAGAACCUACUCUUGGUCCAUGGUGCCUGGAAUUAUAGCAGAGUUGCUAAAUGCAUCUUAUACUGCUUCUACAAGAAUAUCGUCCUUUACAUCAUUGAGAUAUGGUUUGCCUUUGUUAAUGGAUUUUCUGGACAAAUACUGUUUGAACGGUGGUGCAUAGGACUUUACAAUGUGAUGUUUACAGCUAUGCCCCCACUGACUCUUGGAAUAUUUGAAAGAUCCUGCCAUAAAGAAAAUAUGCUGAAAUAUCCUGAAUUAUACAAGACUUCUCAAAAUGCCCUGGACUUCAAUUCAAAGGUUUUCUGGGUUCAUUGUUUAAAUGGCCUUUUCCACUCAGUAAUUCUAUUUUGGUUUCCACUAAAAGCUGUCCAGUCUGAUACUGUAUUUGCAAAUGGCAAAACAUCAGACUACUUGCUUUUGGGGAACAUAGUAUAUACAUUUGUGGUAAUAACUGUAUGUUUAAAAGCUGGAUUGGAGACUUCAUACUGGACUGUGUUUAGCCAUGUAGCUAUAUGGGGAAGCAUUGCACUGUGGAUAGUAUUUUUUGGAAUCUACUCUUCUUUAUGGCCUCUUCUUCCUAUCGCUCCUGAUAUGUCUGGGGAGGCAGCAAUGUUAUUCAGCUCUGGUGUCUUUUGGAUGGGCUUGCUAAGUAUUCCGACAACAGCUCUGAUCUUUGAUGUUGUAUAUAAAGUAGUCAAGAGAUCAGCAUUUAAGACGCUGGUUGAUGAAGUUCAGGAGUUAGAAGCAAAAUCUCAAGAUCCAGGAGCCGUUGUUCAUGGGAAAAGCUUAACUGAAACAGCUCAGCUGCUAAAAAAUGUCUUUAAGAAAAACCAUGUCAACCUAUACCGCUCCGAGUCUUUGCAACAAAAUUUGCUUCAUGGCUAUGCUUUCUCUCAAGAUGAAAAUGGGAUUGUAUCACAGUCUGAGGUAAUAAGAGCCUACGAUACUACAAAGCAAAGACCUGAUGAAUGGUGAAAGAGUACAAUGUCACAGAGCUGCAAUAUUUGCCAUAGUGAGGCAAACGGGUAUCAUUGCUGGGCUUGGCAACAAGGUCCAGUAACAGAGAUUAGAGGAAGAUAGCUGCUCUUGCUUAUUUUCUGAAGUUUGAAUUCACAUAUUGAGUAAACGUAAGCACUGUGCAAUUAUACUGUAAUACACCAUCUGAAUUCUGCAACAAAUGUUUCUUGGAUUUUGUAAGCAAAGAUUUAAAUUACCCUCACUCUUUCAAGACAGCUUAUUUACAGUGAAGCUGAAUAUGUAUUGUAAUCUGAGACAUAACUAAGAGUCAGAUUACCCAACAUAGCACAUAUUGACAAGGAUAACUUUGGCAAAGGUUUAACAAUGAUGAGACAUCUAAAAUGCCAUUUAAUGGACCUUUGAUUUCAAUAAGUGCUAAAAUAUCCAUUUUUAAAUGACGUUGACUCAUGUGAUGAGGUAUGAUUUCAAAGCAAGGAAUUUAUAAGGAAUUGUGUCAAACUAGCCUAAAAGGUUUGCCAAAGAAGUUCCAUAAAAUGUGUUUCUCACUUUAAUUAUCAUUCAGAGAAAAUGUAAAGGAUGGUAAUGUCAAGUGUGAUGUUGGAAUUGCAUGCUUGAUGCUCUGUACUUGAAAAGUUUUACAAUAACCUGAACUUGAUACAGGCUGCUUUUUAUUGCAUUUGUGUUCAGAUCUGUGAUCACUUGCACCUUUGGCCUUACAGAUGCUUUUCUUUUAUCUCUAUUAUCCCCCCUCACCUGCCCCCGCUUCAUUUAAUAGAAAUAUGUACUACAUCGGCCAUUCUCUGUGUAAGGGGCAUGUGUCUUUAAGAUUUGUUUGAAUUAUGUACGACUACUGCUCAGUAUUAUAGCCAUUCUGUAAGUGUAAAGAAGCAUUCCUUGUGCAAAGCAGAGGGCUGUGGAGAAAAUAUCUCAUAAUAUCAUAUCUAAAUUGAUGAUCAGAACUUUUUAUUUCCAUUGGUACUGAUUGUCUGCUGGAGGUACCAGGGUUGGAGGAUGGGGAUGGUUUUGAUUCAGUUCCCCUUUGCACCAGCAGGUUAUCCAUUCUGUCAUAAUUGAUCAAAUGUUCACGCAUCCCAUGUUUUUUUUCCUAAACAUGCAUGGCCUUUUUAUGUCUUCAGAAUGCGGUACCAUGCAUAAAACACAAUUUCCCUGCACAGUAGGAAUCAGAGCCUAUGUUCUUUUUUUAAAAAAAGCAACAACUUGUUUUUAUUUUGAAUUAUCAGAACGCUAUAUGCACAACUUGGUUAGAACAUAGUAAUAAUCUGUCUUUCUGUCUAAAAAAAUCCAGAAAUAGGUGUUGUUUAUUCAGUACCAAGCCAGUAUGUUCCCUUUGCUUUAUGAAACAAUUAUUUAUUACGUCUAUCAAGUGUAUGCAGCCCACCAUAAGUUUUGAAUUAAGAAUGCUGCAGUUUGAAAAAUGAAGCUGAUGAAGAGCUCUUCUAUUAUUUUGAUGUAAAUCUUCUGCUAUCUACUGCUAAUAAAACAAAAUAAACUAACCAUGUCUUCACAUCCUAAUCCAGAUAGUAUAGGACUUCCGUCCUAUUCUUUUACAAUUAAAGUAUUUUUAGAUACAUUAGUGUGUAAAUGUUGGUUGAUAGGGGCAUAAAUAAUUUGAACUCUGCUAUUAGUUUUAAGUCAUUAUCAAGAAUUCCAUCUUUAAAAUAUAUUUCAUAUAUGAAGUUCCACUUUUAGGUACAUUCACUGUACAACUUAUCUGCCUGUCAAAAGACAUUCACAUGUACUGUGGUAAAUGCAGUAUUUCUGUGUGAUGGUUCCCUUAUUAGGUCCAAAUUGUAAAGUCGGGGGUUGCAGGAAAUUUGCAACUAUGAAAUGAACAUUUCAUGUGAUUGUGAUGCACCCAUUAAAGAAAGAAGGAAAAAUCUAAUUAAAAACA
Messenger RNA from Heteronotia binoei (common prickly gecko), 5429 nucleotides. RefSeq names its product ATPase phospholipid transporting 8A1 (gene ATP8A1). Gene Ontology annotation, molecular function: magnesium ion binding; ATPase-coupled intramembrane lipid carrier activity; ATP hydrolysis activity. The record is from RefSeq and is a predicted model, not a curated record. Gene Ontology annotation, biological process: phospholipid translocation. The transcript is spliced from 37 exons. Bases 20 to 3514 code for a protein of 1164 amino acids. Gene Ontology annotation, cellular component: plasma membrane. NCBI's taxonomy places the organism in Eukaryota, Metazoa, Chordata, Lepidosauria, Squamata, Gekkonidae.